Molecule: messenger RNA, 1665 nt
Organism: Malania oleifera
Lineage: Eukaryota; Viridiplantae; Streptophyta; Magnoliopsida; Santalales; Ximeniaceae
Product: amino acid permease 3-like
Exons: 6
Coding region: 1-1500 (499 amino acids)
Cellular component (GO): plasma membrane
Source: RefSeq, a predicted model, not a curated record
AUGGAGCAAACUGUCAAGAAGAACCGUGGUCAUUCCCGCUACCAAUUCUUCCAUGUCUCCCUCAAUCACCAGCUUCCCCGAACUGGAUCCGACGUCUUCGACGACGACGGCCGUCCCAAGCGCACUGGGACUGUUCGGACUGCAAUUGCUCAUAUCAUCACUGCUGUGAUUGGGACUGGAGUUCUAUCAUUGGCCUGGGCCAUUGCUCAGCUCGGAUGGAUUGCUGGUCCUGCUGUCAUGAUUUUGUUCUUCUUCGUCACUUACUACACUUCUACUCUGCUCGCCGAUUGUUACCGUAGCGGCGACCCCCUCACCGGCAAGAGAAACUACACUUACACGGACGCCGUUCAAUCCAAUCUCGGUGGAGCCAAGGUCAAGCUCUGUGGGAUAAUUCAGUACGUGUAUCUUUUCGUUAGCACCAUUGGAUACACCAUUGCGGCAUCCAUCAGCAUGAUGGCAAUCAAGAGGUCGAAUUGCUUGCACAAGAGGGGGGGGAAGAAUCCUUGCCACAUAUCCAACAAUCCCUACAUGAUCGCGUUUGGCUUAGUCGAGAUCAUUUUCUCCCAAAUCCCAGACUUUGAUCAGAUAUGGUGGCUCUCCAUUGUCGCUGCCGUCAUGUCCUUCACCUACUCUAGCAUCGGCCUUGCCGUUGGCAUUGCAAAAAUUGCAGAAAACAAAAAAUUCCAGGGAAGUCUCACCGGAAUCCACAUCGACGUCGUGACCCAGACCCAGAAAGUAUGGAGGAGCUUCCAAGCCCUUGGCAACAUAGCUUUUGCCUACGCUUUCUCCUUCGUCCUCAUCGAGAUUCAGGACACGAUCAAAUCCCCACCAGCAGAAUCCAAGACGAUGAAGAAGGCAACCGCCAUAAGUUUCACUGUGACAACCAUCUUCUACAUGCUCUGCGGCUGCAUGGGCUACGCCGGAUUCGGGGACAUGGCUCCCGGAAACCUCCUCACCGGCUUUGGUUCCUACAACUCAUACUGGUAUCUUUGCAUAGGCAAUGCCGCCAUAGUAAUCCACCUGGUGGGAGCAUACCAGGUGUUCGCUCAACCCAUUUUCGCCUUCAUCGAGAAAUUCGCCGCAGAAAGAUUCGCGCACAACGAUUUCAUUACUAAAGAAAUCGAAAUCCCCAUACCAAGUUUCCACCCCUACAAGCUCAACCUCUUCCGGCUGGUGUGGCGAACCAUUUUUGUGAUCGUCAUCACUGUGAUAUCCAUGCUCCUCCCCUUCUUCAACGACAUGGUUGGGCUUCUGGGGGCUCUGGGAUUCUGCCCCCUUACCGUUUACUUCCCGGUGGAGAUGUAUAUUGCGCAAAAGAAGAUACCCAAAUGGAGCAGCAGAUGGCUCUACUUCCGAAUCCUCAUUUUUGCUUGCCUUGUGGUUUCCUUGGUUGCUGCUGCUGGCUCCGUUGCCGGGAUUGUUCAUAAUCUCAAGGUUUCUAAGCCCUUCAAGGCGACUUUCGCUAGCUCAAUUUGCUGUGAGAGAUAUAUACAAGAUUAAUUAAGAUUUCCUGUGGAAAUCGACAUUAAUUAAAAUUUCAUUUCAGGUACUAAGGUUCAGAAGGGGUUGAUCUUCUUGUUACUCUACAGUUAAAUGUUUGUUUGGCGAAAUUCUUUGUGAGCCUUUGGCAAGUAUGUACUGAAUACAUCAAUCAUUCUUGGUUCU